CUUGUCUUGUAAGCUGGGUUCUGGACCCUGAGGUUGCGCGGCCUUCUUUGUAUUUGACUUUGGGGCGGACAUACAUAGGAAUACAUACAUAAGUACAUCGGUAGGUACCUUGUGGUUGCGCAUGAUUGAAGAAGGCUUGGGUUGGGAUUCUUGUGCUUUACAAUCUUUCAUUUUAAUUCGCCUGGUCGACUAGCUAGCUUCUCGAACACCAAACCCAUUGAAGUGCGAUAACUAACAUCCAGCAUGGCCUCGCGCACCGCUGUCUGAAGACCUCGUCCGAUAAUCCUCAGGCUGAAACGUUAUGAGAAGUCUCUGGACCAUUAACAACAAUAAAUAAUCACCAGUCACUCGACUCGGCGCAAUCAUGAUACCCCAACAUGUCUACGACUUAUGCCAGAGUGGAAAGUCAGUGACGUCGGAGCUUGCCAAUAACCCCUCUUUGACGCCCAAAGAAGCGGCGAAGGCCUUAUUUGGAAUCGAUAUCGAGGAUGAUGUAUGCAACAAAACUCUUGAACUCCGACACCCAGGGGAGAAAGAGAUCGAGCAAGCGCGACAGUGUGGGAAUUGGGGGGAUUCAAAACCGAGUGAUUUAUUUCUCAAGAUCUAUCACGAUGUCCUCUGCACACUGGACAAGAACCCACUCCUCGGAUCCUGUUCACCAUCUCUCCUCGGAAGCAGUGGAGUAUGUCCAUUGACAAUCAUGGCGCCCGUACCGGAUAUCUGUCGGCACAUGUCCAAUGUGAUUGCCCGGGCCGAACAUGAAGUCUUUCUGGCGACCAAUUUCUGGAUGCACUCGGAGCCGACCAAGCUGAUCACGCAAGGUUUACGAGAGCUGUCAAAGAAGGCAGUGGCGUCGAACCGUAAAGUGGUGGUGAAGAUUAUGUAUGAUCGUGGGAGUCCAAAGCAAAUGGUCAAGAAUCACCUUAUGGUCCAGGAAAAGGAAUACGCAGAUCCAAACGGCAAGAUUCAAAUCCCCAGUGCCGAUCAGUUGCCCAAUGUUGAUGUUCAAGUCAUGAAUUUUCAUACUCCUGUCUUUGGAACAUUUCAUGCAAAGUAUAUGGUUGUGGACCGCAAGAUUGCGGUUGUGCAGAGUAAUAAUAUUCAGGAUAUUGAUAAUCUGGAGAUGAUGACGCAGUUUGAAGGGCCGAUUGUGGAUUCGUUUUAUGAUAUUGCUUUGAUAUCGUGGCAUGAAGCUAUGAAGCCACCUUUGAAAUGCUUAGGCAGCCCGGCUAUGGGCGGUCCGAUGCCGACUUUUGGUGUGGAAAGCUAUGCUUCUCUCUUUGAGGACAAGACUGGACAAAGUGCGCAACUCUAUCAGGCGACAAACCCCGUUCCUGAGGGUGACAGCACUCUUCCGCAGAUCGCGGAACAUGGAGCACAGGUUGAUCUUCCACAGCAUACUUCUGAUGACCCUCAUUUUGAUGAGGAUGUCAAAUCCGAGGUCUUACGGGCGGUCGCGUCUCUCAAUCCACGACAUGGAGAAACGAGAAUUAAUGCCGUGACUCGGCUUCUCAAUACACUGAUCCAACCGGAUACCAAAGGAACAGCUCCAGAGAUCGAACCAGCUCAAGGCAUGACUCCUCUCAUCCCCAUCCCUCCACACGAGCCGUUUCCAAUUGCCAUGGUUUGUCGGAAACCCUGGGGUGCACCAACCAAAACCUCCGUUCACACCCCGCAGAACCAAGCAUGGACAGCGGCAUUGCGAUAUGCAACCAAGUCUGUUUUCAUCCAGACCCCUGACCUCAACGCCGAAGCCCUGCUCCCAGAAAUCCUGGCUGCAUGUCGACGCGGGAUCCACGUGACAUACUAUUACUGCCUAGGAUACAACGAUGCAGGAGAACUCUUACCAAUGCAAGGAGGCCACAAUGAAGGCAUUGCGCAUUAUCUAUACAGCGAACUGGCAGAGAAGGACCGUCAGAACCUAGACGUGUAUGUCUAUGUUGCCAAGGACCAAGUGCGACCAAUCCACAACAAGUUCAAGCAGCGAUCUUGCCAUAUCAAGAUCAUGAUUGUGGAUGGUCACAUUGGUAUCCAAGGGAAUGGGAACCAAGAUACCCAGAGUUGGUAUCACAGCCAGGAGGUGAAUGUCAUGAUUGACAGUGAAUUGGUCGUGGGCAAAUGGAUCGAAGGCAUCCGGCAGAAUGAAAACACUCACCUCUAUGGCAAAGUCGAAAAGGAGGGAGAGGACUCGGGGUGUUGGAAGGAUUCAGAGACAGGGAAACAGGCUGAAGGAGCACUGGGAGUUGACCCUGGGAAGUUUGCUUGGGCGCGUGGUUUCAUGGGUGCAAUUCAAAGGGUCAGGGGUAUGGGUGGAUUCUGAAUGCGUCUUUGGAAGGGAACAUGGUGUUGAAUGGUUU
Messenger RNA from Exophiala mesophila, 2357 nucleotides. RefSeq lists its product as uncharacterized. The record is from RefSeq and is a predicted model, not a curated record. Lineage: Eukaryota; Fungi; Ascomycota; Eurotiomycetes; Chaetothyriales; Herpotrichiellaceae. Gene Ontology annotation, molecular function: catalytic activity. The transcript has 4 exons. Bases 365 to 2320 code for a protein of 651 amino acids.